GAGUUAUGAUUUCAACGCGAACAUGACACGUUUCGGUGUAGAAACCAAAUAGUCAUAACAUUGUUUAGACACGGCAAAAUGGGGCAGUGAGAUUAUGACAAGGACUUAAGUAUUUUUGAAGUUUAUCGAAAUGCAAAGUGAAAAGACUGGAAGUAGCGGUACCGGUGUUCGGAAAGCUCUUAGGACCCCUAAGUGUGCGAGGUGCCGAAACCACGGGGUGAUCUCUUGCCUGAAGGGCCACAAGCGACUAUGUCGGUGGCGCGAUUGUCGCUGCCCUGGCUGCCUGCUUGUAUUAGAGAGGCAACGAGUAAUGGCUGCACAGGUGGCGUUGAGACGUCAGCAAGGUGAACGCAGCAGGGAGCCGGAUGACGCGGAAGCUGCGGCUCUGGCGGCCCGGAAGCGCGCCUACCGCGCGCGGUUGCGAUGCAUGCAAAUGGCUACAGCAUACAAUGCACACACACCAAUUUAUGCAGGUAACGUGAGAGUAGUGGGAGACCCGGCGUGGAGCGAGCGCGUCCGCCGCCGGCGUGCGUUCGCAGACGUGGAGCUCGAACGCGGCCCACCAGCGCCACCUGCCGCCGGCUCUGCGCCUGCGCCGGCCGCCCUACUUUGCCGGCACUUGCUCGCUGCUAUACUCACUAACUUCACACCUACGCCGACGCAGACUCAACCACAGAAGCUGUCCUUCUCCAUUGAAUCCAUAAUAGGAGUAAAAUAACUCAACGCGAUUGAAUCGCUUCUUCCUCGUAGUCAAAUUAGUUUGUCCAACAGGAAUAUAUUUUCCAGGUGGUCAAAUCGUCCACGUGGUCUAACUGGGUAGUCAAACUAAUUUGCAAUUUUUCCAGUUGGUCAAACUUUUUGGAAUGGUUUCUUUUUAUAUUUGGCAUAUAACUAAACGUCAGUUUAUCUAGAAAAUGAUCAAUACUUAUUUAGUUCCAAAAUUAAGUUGUGUUUCCUAAUAGAAUUUUACGCUUGACUGUAUUUUCCGCCAUCAAAGACAAUUUCACUAUCUGGAGGAAUUAUUCCUGUUGGACAAAUUAGUUUGACUAGAGAAUUUGUCCACGUGGCCGAAGCGGAUUGAAUAUAUUUUUAUCCUCUAUCUAUAUAUAUUCAUGACUCGGCUGAGUCUGCCUGCACUGUGCCCCUCGCAGAUUACCAAGAUUUAUAUAUUCGGUCAAUUAGACCGUGAUAGCGUGGGAUUGGCAAUAGAUCGAGUUGAACAAACAGAUCUGUUAAAAACUUCACUAACUUACAACUAUGAUAACUUAAAACAGAUUUUAAAAUCAGAUAUAACAAACAUUUCUAUUCAAAUAAUUAGAAUUAUGUAGAAUCUCUGGAAUAAGUGUCUUGACUUUACAGUAAUUUGUACUGGACUGCAUUAGUCUAAUCUGGAAAAGAAGGGUCUUAGAGAAGCUGUAUUAUAAAAUAAAACAAAUAAUUCGAACAAUGAGUGCUUUAUUAA
Messenger RNA from Chilo suppressalis (striped riceborer), 1462 nucleotides. The record is from the annotation of a GenBank genome assembly. Lineage: Eukaryota; Metazoa; Arthropoda; Insecta; Lepidoptera; Crambidae.